Daphnia carinata is the source of this 3385-nucleotide messenger RNA. RefSeq names its product adhesion G protein-coupled receptor L3-like. The record is from RefSeq and is a predicted model, not a curated record. Bases 106 to 3249 code for a protein of 1047 amino acids. The transcript has 15 exons. Gene Ontology annotation, molecular function: G protein-coupled receptor activity. Gene Ontology annotation, cellular component: membrane. Lineage: Eukaryota; Metazoa; Arthropoda; Branchiopoda; Diplostraca; Daphniidae. Gene Ontology annotation, biological process: cell surface receptor signaling pathway; adenylate cyclase-activating G protein-coupled receptor signaling pathway.
AUCAAGAAAAGGUAAAGCGCGAAGAAGUCGGCCAACUCAUGGAAGUUAUUUUAAAUGAGCAGAAAACGUCCAUAAGGGACAUUCAGGCUGUCCUGCAGAGUAUUUAUGAAAAGCUGGAGACCUUUGGAAAGUCGGGGGACUAGUUACCAAGUCAGAGCAUCUAAUUGCGUUGCUACUGACGGUUCUUGUACAUGGACCGAGCCUUUCACCUGCAAAAGUCCGAAAACGUUUUGUACAGCGGAAGCUGAGUGCCUUGUUGUUACUAAAUCCAUCAAUUCAUCCUACCCGCUGGAAUCGGUUGCUAAUCAGCAGUUCCAGUGCAGAUGUCUAUCUGGGAAUUCAGGAACCUGCAAACCAUACCAAUUUGAUGCCACAUUUUCCGUUCAAUUGGAUUGCACAACCCUUGACUCAACUAACAGUUCUUUAAUUAUUCCGCCCCCAUUGUUGCCCAAAUUGUCCACCAUUGUUUACGCCGAAAUGUGGAGGUGCCCUGCCGAAGAGAAUACCAUUAUCCAGUGCAGUACAGGAAGAGCAAGUAUUACAGACGAUUAUAAAUGCAAGGGCGUUCCCCAGUUGCUUCCAAACGUGUUGGCUCUCGUACGUUUCUGGUGUCAGUAUAAGGUAACGGAUUGCCGAUUUGAUUCAUCGCUGAUCCUUUCCCAUACCGGUAAACCGACAACGUCACCUUCACUACCGAAUAGUUUCGUUUUUGAAUUGGAAAGAGCCACAUAUGACGCCACACUAUUCGGAUGUGGCGAUUCGUCUCUGUCCACGCUCGAGGGAGAUUCUUGCUACAGGCUGACACCAGUGAACCUUGAGUGGCAAGAUGCUCGAUCGUAUUGUCUUCAACUUGGAGGCGAUUUGGCUCAUUUCACUAGCCUAAUCAACUUUGCUUCCAUUUUGCGUCGUUUGGACAAUUCCAUUCCGUCGAAUAUCACAGCAUCCUCAGCUAUACCCAUCUGGUUCAAAUGGUACAUUUGGACCGGAGAACAGCGAACGCCGCAGCACUAUAUGGAAUACACCAGUGCGUUCCAGUGCGCUGUUUAUGAUUUUGUGUUGCCUGCCGACGGAAUUAAUCCACAAGCCGACUGCUUUAUUGGCACAAAGACGAGAAAAGUCCGUGGAUUAUGUGUUUUAUCACCAAGCGUUGCAUCGGAAAAUUUCGAAUACGAACAACUUUUCUGUCCGGCCACAUGCGGCGUAACCGGAUACCCCCCAGAUUUUUGUUGGGAGGAAACAUUAGCUGAUACCCAAGUUAUUAAAAACUGCCCAUCCAAUUACAAAGGUGAAGCAAGUUGGUUUUGUGGUCCCGAUGGUCAAUGGGCGACACCAAGUCCUAACCUCAGCAAUUGCUCUAAUCCGAUUGUCGAAGAUUCCAUCAACCAAGCCAACAAUGAGAUUACCAAUGGCGACAAUCCCAGCGGUGCACUGAAAUCCCUUACCAGUGUGGUUGAAACAAACGAGAUAGCUUCAGGCAAUAUCAUUCAGAUACAGCAGACAGUCGUGUUAGCUAUUGAUAAACAAAACACUUUAAUUGCUAACGAUCCGGACCCCGUUUCACGAGAUGCUACAACCAAAAAUUUCACGAAUUCUGUUGUCGACCUCAGCGAUGUGGUGAUGAACAGUACCUUAGCGUUUUGGGGUUUGGAAAUCAAUGAUCGUGCUGAAGCGGUCAAUCAAAUACAAACGAGCGUGGACGACACCUUACUUCUUUUAGCUGAAAAUCUUCUCGACGACAUUUAUCUGUACACAGGAGGCAGUUCCCAGAACUUAGCCAUACAAGUGGAGAAUAUCGCACAAGAAAACUACGAUAAUGAAACUUACGUUUACGUGGUAGGAGCUAAUGACCAACUGACUCUUCCGGUCGAAUUUCUUAAUGCUACCAAUGAAACAAACACUACUCUCUCGUUUGCAACUUAUUCGGCAUUCCAGGAUAUUCUGCAUGGCGACACUUUGGCCCAAUUGUUCGAUGAGAACCAAACAGCUCUUGUGCCGAUAAGACAAGUUGUGGUGUCGAGGGCAAUAGGUGCAACAAUUGGUGAACCUAACGGAUCGAUCUAUUUCGUUGAUGGCAAGGUUGAAAUUUUGCUCAGCACGUUGAAUCGAAAUCUGUAUGAAGUUAAUGCGACAAGUGCAACUUGUGCCUAUUGGAACACUUCCACGCAAGAUUGGUCGUUUGAUGGAUGUGAAGUGAUCUAUGCUGACGAUGUAUCAACCAUAUGCCAGUGCGAUCACUUAACCAAUUUUGCUGUUCUAAUGGACAUUAACGGCCUGUUCCAAAACACGACAAUACUUGCUUUAGACUACAUAACCGUUGUUGGCGAGAGCAUUUCAAUUGUUUGCUUGGUAGUGGUUAUCCUGAUUUUUUCCUGGGUGCGAACUCUACGACGCGAUUUCCGUUUUACCAUUCAUCGAAAUUUGUGCUGGAACCUACUGAUUGCCGAAAUUCUCUUGUUGGCUGGCAUUGAUGCAACAUAUAAUCCGGAUCUCUGUUUAUCAAUCGCCGUGUUCCUGCAUCUAUUUUUCUUAUGCGCCUUCAGCUGGAUGUUUAUCGAGGGUCUUUACAUGUGGUUGCUUCUGGUUAAAGUUUUCCCAGGAACUGGAUUAAAGCGCUGGCAGUAUUACUUAAUCGGAUACGGAUUGCCCGUUUUGGUUGUGGUAAUCACCUUGGCAGCAACUAGUACCGAAGCUUACAACAACUCUUCAUAUUGCUGGCUGAGUUACGCAAACGGUGCAAUAUGGGCCUUUGCUGCACCAGUAUUAGUCGUAGUACUGGUAAAUAGCGUAUUCUUAGUAGCGGCUCUCAGGAUUACCUUCAAAACAAGGCAUGCCACUUCUGGAAAUACAGACAACCAUCGAUGGGUCUUGGGUACUGUCUCUUUGACAUUUAUUCUUGGCAUUACUUGGUUGUUUGGUUUCCUAUUCUUCGGCCAAGAACUUGGACAAGGCAUCGCCUUUGCCUACAUCUUUACUAUCUUGAACUCAUUGCAAGGAUUUUUUAUCUUCAUAUCAUUUUGUUUUCUCAACAAAAAAGUCCGCACUGACUUACAUCGACAAAUUGUCAAUCAUCCGACAUAUCAGCGUGUGUCCGAGAAUUUUAGCUUUGACUGGAGUGCCUUGUUCGCCAGACUAUCGUUAACCACGAUGGACCGUUACAACGUAAUGGAAACAACAAAUUCAACGUUGAGUAACAGUCAGUCGACUGUGCAAUCCAUCCAAUUAUAUACGACGGAUUCAUCAAUGUUAUAGCGAGAAAACAGCACAAAUGCCAACUUAACGAAAUAAGUUUCAAAAUAGUGAUUAUUAAAUGUUCUAUAGUAUAUCUUCCAUACUUUCAGACUCAGAGCUCCCCAAGUAUUUGAAUUUAAAAAACGUCUGGUAUGAG